Molecule: messenger RNA, 2576 nt
Organism: Nerophis ophidion (straightnose pipefish)
Lineage: Eukaryota; Metazoa; Chordata; Actinopteri; Syngnathiformes; Syngnathidae
Gene: phf10
Product: PHD finger protein 10
Exons: 12
Coding region: 74-1525 (483 amino acids)
Cellular component (GO): npBAF complex
Source: RefSeq, a predicted model, not a curated record
CCAUUAACCACCAACAAAACCCGUAGAGCGAAAAAAAAGUCGUUUAUCUUGAAUAAAGCUAUAAGCUGCAAAGAUGGCUGCAGUGCUUCCACCGAGACCACCGUGCGACAGUAACCCAGCUACCCCCGGAGCACAAUCGCUAAAGGAGGACAUAACGGAAGAGGAGUCUAAUGAUGGCAGCCAACCUCCUAAGCGGCGGAGAAUGGGUUCAGGAGACAGUUCACGGAGCUGUGACACUUCCAGUCAAGAGUUUGGUCCAACAUAUUUCCCAGCAGAGAACCUGACAGAGUACAAGUGGCCACCGGAUGAUAUGGGAGAGUAUUACAUGUUGCAAGAGCAGGUCAGCGAGUAUCUGGGAGUCACAUCCUUCAAGAGGAAGUACCCUGAUAUGGAACGGAGGGACCUGUCGCACAAAGAGAAGCUUUACUUGCGUGAACAGAAUGUGAUCACAGAAACGCAAUGCACUCUUGGUUUAACAGCUUUGCGCAGUGACGAGGUGAUUGACCUGAUGAUAAAGGAGUAUCCCUCCAAACAUUCAGAGUACUCGGUCAUAUUGCAGGAGAGAGAGCGACAGAGGAUAGCUAAAGAGUACUCUCAAAUGCAGCAGCAGAACCAUCAGAAGGUAGAGGCCAGUAAGGUUCCGGAAUACAUUAAGAAGGCUGCCAAAAAAGCGGCAGAGUUCAACAGUAACUUCAACAGGGAGCGAAUGGAAGAAAGGAGGGCUUACUUUGACCUCCAGACACAUGUUAUUCAAGUGCCCCAGGGCAGGUUUAAAGUUCUUGCUCCAGAUUUGACCAGGACAGGGCCCUACCCUGUUGCUCUCAUACCAGGACAGUUCCAAGACUACUACAAGAGGUACUCUCCCAAUGAGCUGCGGUACCUGCCUUUGAACACUGCCCUGUUUCAGCCCCCACUGGAUCCAGAGCUCCCUGCGCUGGACUCUGAUCCUGACUCGGAUGAUGGAGACGAAGACAAAAAGAACAAGAAUUCUUCCGACAGUUCUUCAGGCAACACAUCAGACGUAGAAAGUCAGGAGGGAAGAGGCCACAAAUCCAAGGCCAAAGACAGGACCUCCACACCGAGUAAAGACCGUCACUCUGCCUCCCACAAAGCCACCCCCGGGUACAAGCCUAAGGUCAUUCCCAGAGCUAUAUGUGGCAUUUGCCAGAAGGGUAGAGAGGCCAACAAGAAAGGCAAACCAGAGGCUCUCAUUCACUGCUCCCAGUGUGUUAACAGUGGCCACCCGUCCUGCCUGAAAAUGAAUGAAGAUCUGGUGCGUGUGAUCCAGACAUACUGCUGGCAGUGCAUGGAGUGUAAGACCUGCACCGUGUGCCAGCAGCCCCACCAUGAGGACGAAAUGAUGUUCUGCGACAAGUGUGACCGAGGCUUCCACACCUUCUGCGUGGGCAUGGACUCCAUCCCCACAGGUCUUUGGGUGUGUGAGGUAUGUGGCAAAAAUAUCAGCACUCCCAAGAAGAAAGGGGGAGUGAAAACGCCAAAAAAGCCCAAAUCCGUGCAGAAAUGACAUCGUUAAAAACCAAAUCUUACUUUUCUUUUGUCCCAGAUCACAGUCUACUCUAACUGAAAAGUGUGGAUUCUCCUUUUUUCAAAGGAAUGUCGAUAAUUUAGACUUCAAACACCCCUUGUCACAAACUUUUGCUGCGGUUGGUCUUUACCUUGUUUGCUCAAUGUGGAGCGUUGGCAAAAAUCCAAACAUGCUUAUGCUUUGUUGUACGCUAUUACCAAUUUUUUAUUCUUUGUAUUAUUUUUUCAAUCGGAUCGAAGUGUCUCAGUCUGUAUGUUGUAGUGUUUCAAAGUCAAGAGUACAGUAAUUAUGCCUGUAACAGGCAACCUUUACAUGUGGGUGAAUCAACCGUGCAUCUGCUGGUGGCAGCUAAGUAGUGCACUCUAUUUUGACAUACUGUACCAUCGGUCAUGGCCAAUCAUGCAUGCUUGAGAACAGUGUUUUUACCUCACUUAGCAGUAGUUAUAACUGAGUCAUAUGUUUGGUUUUCCAGACUACGUUUAGAUUUGUUUAGAUUUUUGUCAAAUGUUUUAAAAUUCCUCGCAUACAGCAUUCCUUAUGUUUUUUUUUACUUAACUGUUAUCAAUUGCCUGUGUAAUUCUGACUUUAAAUGUAAAUUUUUCUGUUUUGGAUGAACAAGUGGUGCUCUUAUUAAUGUACUCGUCAUCAAACCUAACUAAAGGUCAGAAAAUGUUUUUGAUCUCUUGAUGCAAACUUGUCUUGAAUUGUGACACGGUGCUAAUUGUGGAUUUGUGCGUGUGCGUGUGCGUGUGUGCGUGUGCGUGUGUGUGUGUGUAAUGUUUGUCGUUUUUACUUACUAAUGGUAAUCUUACACUGUUGUUACAUUGUAAUGGUGCCUUUGACUGCAACAGGUCUAACAAUGCUGGUCUUUUUUUUGUACAAGCAACAGUAAAUCUCAUAUUGAAUUAGACUUGAAAAUAAAUACAUUUUUCUAGUGUUCUAAUAAAAGUGCUGUAGUGGCUAGUAAAUGUUGAUUGGUUAAUAAUGUGAUAUUCACUUGUUUUUUUAAAUAAAUAAUCAAUGACUCUUA